GCCAUGGUCCGCAGCCCGUCACAUGACACCGCGCCGGGUCGUGUUCUCUUCGCUACAGUGCAAGACGCGCUAGAGUGGUCGCUGUUGCUUUCGAAGUGGCGGCUUAGCGCAAAACUAAUGUGCGUUCAUACAUCCGUACUUGGCUUUGGCCAAACCAAACCCACAUUUGUAUUCGUUCCUUUCGCACUCCUAGCUGGCAUUUCAUUUUCCCAUCGUUCCCUAUAGACAGGACCUACGCAGCUGCAGUGCUGUUCCGAGCAUGCUGAGAAGCAUGACAUCAUGAAGGCCGUUCUGAAUCGGCCGAAGAGAAAGGCCAGUACUCCGCCGCCUGCAGAAGACGCGGAAGAUUCCACCGAGCUUAAACUGGCUAUGCUCGCAUCUCUUCAUUCCGACAUUGACCAAGAGACGCUUAUGGAUGUUCUUCUGGCGCAUGACGGAUCAGUAGCAGAUGCAUCGGCGUCUCUCCAAAACUUCAAACCCGGAGGCAAAAAGACGGGCGUUAUUGGACAGCAACAAUCGCUCAGACAUUUCGCUGUUGGAGGAGCAUCUUCCACUUCACCAGUAAAGAAAAAGGUCAAAUCAAGGAAGGGCGCAACCCUGCAUUUAUUCGACCCUGCCGAUGUCGCAGAACAUACACCGUGCACAAUCAUACACAACUUUCUACCACCCGAUCUAGCGAAUGAUCUGUUAAAAGAACUGCUUGACGAAGCGCCUACGUUUGAACAAAUUACAUUUAAACUGUUUGAUAAUGUGGUGUCAAGCCCCCAUACGUCCAGCUUCUAUGUUGGCAGUACGAGCGAGAUUCAGACACUCAAAACGGACUACUAUUAUAAUGGAUCAAAACUGAAUGAUAUUCGGCAAUUGACACCCCAACUCACAAAAGUGCGCCCGCUGGUCCAAGAUGCCGUCAACAGCGAGGUCCAAGAUCGAAUAAAGACGACGUAUCCGGGCGGCAAAAAACUUAAAUAUCAGUCUCCAAACACAUGGAUUCCCAAUGCUGCUUUUGUAAACUGUUACGACGGAGCGCAGCAGAGUGUUGGGUGGCAUAGUGACCAUCUGACGUAUUUGGGCCCUCGAGCUAUUAUAGGGUCUAUAUCGCUGGGCGUGGCUCGCGAAUUCCGUGUCCGCCGAGUUCUACCAAAGGAUGAGGACACUAGACGGCCAGAAGACUCCGACGCAGAGGGGCAAAUAUCUAUUCACCUACCACACAACUCUCUACUUGUGAUGCAUGCUGAGAUGCAGGAAGAAUGGAAACACAGUAUUGCACCAGCACUAUCGAUUGAUCCGCAUCCGAUAGCUGGAAAUAAGCGAAUAAAUAUCACAUAUCGCGACUACCGGGCGAAUAUGCAUCCAAGGUACACGCCAAAGUGCAAAUGCAAUAUCCCGUGCGUGUUGCGUGUGGUGACCAGGAAGCGGGAGAACUUUGGCAAAUACUUUUGGAUGUGCCAUGCGGGGAAUAUCCCGGAUAAGGAAGGCUGUAGCCAUUUCCAAUGGGCAGAGUUUGACAAUGACGGCAACCCAAUAUAUGGGAAGCGAUGACUGCCUAGUUCUGCUAAUGGAGGACGAUCACGUUAUCAUGAUUAUAUAACGCUACUAAUGACUAUCAGAUACAUAGAAUAAAUAUUUGAACAAAUAAUAAAAAUAUCAAAAGUAGCGAAUGAAGCUA
Messenger RNA from [Torrubiella] hemipterigena, 1666 nucleotides. The record is from the annotation of a GenBank genome assembly. NCBI's taxonomy places the organism in Eukaryota, Fungi, Ascomycota, Sordariomycetes, Hypocreales, Clavicipitaceae.